CUCAGCGCCAUUCGCUUAUUGCUCAAAGACCACACCGAAGUCUGCCACCAUGCCGCCGAAGGGAAAGAAGACCGAAGAGCCCACCCGCACGUACCUGGGUCGCCCCGGUAACAACGUCAAGAUCGGCAUCGUUGGUGUUCCCAACGUGGGCAAGAGCACGUUCUUCAACUGCCUGUCGAAGCUGCACAUUCCGGCCGAGAACUUCCCCUUCUGUACCAUCGACCCCAACGACGCUGUGGUGCCGCUGCCCGACCAGCGCUUCAACUGGCUCGUUGAGAAGUACCAGCCCGCUAGCGUCGUGCCCCCCGUCAUCUCCAUCACGGAUAUUGCCGGUCUGGUGCGCGGUGCCGCCGAAGGCGCUGGUCUGGGCAAUGCCUUCUUAUCGCACAUCCAGGCCGUGGACGCCAUCUACCACAUGGUGCGCGCCUUCGACUCGACUGAGGUGACCCACGUGGAGGGCAACGUGGACCCUGUGCGUGACAUGAAGAUCAUCCAGGAGGAGCUGCGUCUUAAGGACAUUGAGCGCGUCAAGAAGGAGUCGGUCGGUGUCAAGAAGCUCGCGGAGCGCGGUGUCGGCGGCAAGGAGAAGAAGCUGGAGUACGAGGCGUUAUGCAAGAUCCAGGAGUGGCUCGAGUCCGGCAAGGACGUGUCUUUCGGUACGUGGACGGCCCAGGAGGUCGAGAUCCUCAACACGAUGCAGCUGCUGACCGCCAAGCCCGUUGUCUACCUCAUCAACGUGAGCAAGCGCGACUACCUGCGCAAGGGCAACAAGUACCUGCCCAAGAUCGCCGAGUACAUUAAGGAGCGCGGCGGCAACGAGCCUGUGAUCCCGCUGAGCUGCGAGUUUGAGCUCGAAUUGCUCGACCUCGAGGCUGCUGGCCAGCUGGAGACGUACUACAAGGAGAACCCGACGCACAAGUCGAUUCUGAACCGCGUGCUCCGCAUGGGUUACCACGCUCUUGGCCUGAUCCACUUCUUCACGGCUGGCAAGGACGAGGUGCGUGGCUGGACCAUUCGCAAGGGACGACUGGCACCGCAGGCUGCCGGUGUCAUCCACACGGACUUCGAGAAGGGCUUCAUUAUGGCGGAAGUCCAGUCGUUCGCCGACCUCAAAGAGCGUAAGUUUGGACGCCCUUCCUACUCGUGUUGCUGCUUAUUAGUUGAUCUGACGUCGGAUGUGUUUAAUACUCUUCAGUGGGCUCGGAAGAGGCUGUCAAGAAGGCGGGCAAGCUCAAGCAACAGGGCAAGAAGUACGAGGUCCAGGACGGCGACAUUAUUUUCUUCAAGUUCAACAACUAAGUGGAUCAACUGCCCGUGGUGUUGAGUAAGUCAAGCAACUGUGGUGCUGAGGCCCUCCCCUCCUCCUAUGAGUGGAUUGUAGUUUUUGAGAGCCUGUUGCAGAUGAUGUCUACGCGUCUAGAGCAUGUGGACUUGACGGGCGCGGUUGCAGAGCAUUCCGCACUGAAAAUAAAGCAUGCGCUUUGAUCUCAAA
Molecule: messenger RNA, 1492 nt
Organism: Phytophthora nicotianae INRA-310
Lineage: Eukaryota; Oomycota; Peronosporomycetes; Peronosporales; Peronosporaceae
Product: obg-like ATPase 1
Exons: 2
Coding region: 50-1324 (424 amino acids)
Cellular component (GO): cytoplasm
Molecular function (GO): ATP hydrolysis activity; ATP binding; GTP binding
Source: RefSeq, a predicted model, not a curated record